UUUACAAAGGAGGAUCUGCCCCAUCUCCGAUCGGCGCUGCGCAUCCCGGAGACGUUGACAACGAACGGCUGGGUCCGGGUGUCAGGGGACGAGGCCCUCGCGAUCGGGCUGAGGAGGCUGGCCUACCCCAACCGCCUCUGCGACCUUGAGCUGAUGUUCGGCCGCCACUCCUCGACGUUGUCCAUCGUCUCGAACCAGGUGCAUCGUCACAUCGCGCACACGUUCGGUCACCUGCUGAGAGAUCUUACCGCACACAGCUGGCUCGACCCUGACCAGCUUGACGUUUUUGCGGAGGCCGUCCACAACCAGGGAGCCCCAUUAACGAACUGCUGGGGCUUUGUCGACGGUACUGCCAGGGCCAUGUGUCGGCCGACGUGGCACCAGCGGAAGUUUUUCUCGGGG
Messenger RNA from Ixodes scapularis (black-legged tick), 402 nucleotides. RefSeq lists its product as uncharacterized. The annotation marks the transcript as partial. The record is from RefSeq and is a predicted model, not a curated record. NCBI's taxonomy places the organism in Eukaryota, Metazoa, Arthropoda, Arachnida, Ixodida, Ixodidae. The transcript has 2 exons.